This is a messenger RNA of Funneliformis geosporum, 187 nucleotides long. The record is from the annotation of a GenBank genome assembly. NCBI's taxonomy places the organism in Eukaryota, Fungi, Glomeromycota, Glomeromycetes, Glomerales, Glomeraceae.
GGGGAUUGGAAUCGGGUUUUGUAUAAAAUCAGCUAGCCUAAAUAAAAUGCCAGGCUGGGAAGAUAGCUCGUGGGGUUAUCAUGAUGAUGAUGGACAAAUGCAUUUUAACAAAGAGUGUGAACCAUAUGAACCAAAAUUUAUGACCGGUGAUACUAUCGGAUGUAGUUUAAAUAUAAGAAAUAAUACG